AUGGGGCGCGCCGUCACGAGGAAGAAACACACCUGUGGUCGUUGCGAGCAGCUGUUCAACAGCAGAAAAGAGCUUAGCAUGCACAUGAUGAACCACGAAGACGCAGAGCCAGUCCAACACCAGUGCCCGAUGUGCCCGUUCCAUUUUGACGACUCGCUCAAGCUUGAGCAGCACCGUAUUGUGAGCGGUCAUCUAGAUGUUGGUCAGUUCAAGUGCGAUAGAUGCCCUCAAGUCUUUGACACUCAGGGAGGCUAUACACGCCACCGAGCGCAUGGUAAGCCAUGCUGCGACGCUAAGCACUUCAAAGACUGGAAGAAAACACCUCGACCUGGAUACAUCGACCCGGAUAAGCCGAAGUUGGUCGUUAAAGAGGCCCAAGAGCUGGAAUACGGCGGUAAUUCUUCAGGUACGCCAAGUCAAGUGAGCGAAGGCCAGGAGUAUUGCCGCUGUUGCAAGAAGACCUUCGCGUCCGAGUUCGCUUACGAUUAUCAUGUUCUCGUGCCUCGCCAGCCACCGAUAGUACUGAGCGAUCUUCCCGCACCUACUUCAGCAAGUUCUUUAGAACCCCAGGCUUUGGCUCCGGCUCCUGAACGAGCGCCCACCACUCCAUCUGCUGGAGCGAAAAAGCUCGUCUGCAAUAUCAACGGUUGCACACGAAGCUAUGCCUCUGAGGCGGGCUUGAAUAUGCACAAGACAGACGUGCACGGUUUCGGCGGCCAGGGUCUAGAUCUGCAUGGGAGAGAUUCCUGGAUGCUCGCUCAGCGCGAGCGAGAGCGACUCCGAGCAGAAGGUCAGCUGAAAGCGCCAACAGGUUCCCGCGGUGGUAGAAACGGCAAUAGCGGUGGCCGAGGUGGCAACAGCGGUGGCCAUCGUGCGCCUGCUCCUGCCAGCUUCCAUAUACCUCCUUCCCACACACUAGCUCAACGCGUGGCACCAUCCCAUGAAUCUUACCAGCAAGUCACUCACCAUGCUGGAGUCAGUACGACCCCACCUCUGCCGACGAGUCACAAUAUCAGCGAUGCUCUAGAGAUGGAGCAAGCCAAAUUUCUCUGCAGCAAAACCUUACGCCUGUUGCUGCAAACUGACGUGUUUAUUCACCAUGACGGCAAGAUGAGUGUUGGUGGCAUCGACUGGACACGUAUCAGUGUAGAUCGACAGCCUGAUGUUACCGGUAUGUUCAACGACAUGUGUCACUUGCCUCGCAUCCUUCAGUCCCUUGAAUACGUGCCAGCCCCCAAGACUUUCGCGACCGAGUAUACUGCGCAGUACCCCGUUGCCGAGUUCGAGAGUGCACCAACUCGCAACCCCGCCAAGCCUGCUCUUGACAUCAUCGCCAUGUACUGUAGCAAGAUCGUCUUGGCCAAUGUUUGUCAGGAAGUGGUCAAGAUUGCUGCGGUCGAUGUCCUCACCUGUCGCGUCCUCAUGAGCCACUUGGUCUGCAACAACCCACAUGCACGAGUCGUCAACUGGCAUCCGGCUACUACUGGACUGUCUAGCUUUCAAGACAUGGAGGACGCUCGUCAAGCGGGUUACAGAGUUCUCAAGGGAUGGACUGCAGCUCGGUCGGCUCUCUUCAAGUUUGUCGACAAAGAGACGAUCAUCGUUGGUCAUAACCUGCGCGCUGAGUUGGACGCACUGCGAAUCAUUCAUGGUCGCGCAAUUGACAUUGCAAAAGUAGUCGAGAGUGCAGCGAAGGGUCCCUUAUCGAAGGCUCAGGUCAGCCUCGACAGCUGGUGCCGAGAUGUUGCGAAUGUUGCUAGGCUUGAGACCGACCCAGUGUUCGGACGCGACUGCCUCGUGAACGCUUUUGCAGUGCGGGAGAUCGGACUCUGGACCAUUAAGAACAAGGAGAAGCUCGAACAGGUCGCCAAGCAGAAGACGAAGGAGUACCAGUUGGUGAUGAAGAAUUGA
Molecule: messenger RNA, 1911 nt
Organism: Didymella exigua CBS 183.55
Lineage: Eukaryota; Fungi; Ascomycota; Dothideomycetes; Pleosporales; Didymellaceae
Exons: 2
Coding region: 1-1911 (636 amino acids)
Biological process (GO): regulation of transcription by RNA polymerase II
Cellular component (GO): nucleus
Molecular function (GO): RNA polymerase II transcription regulatory region sequence-specific DNA binding; DNA-binding transcription factor activity, RNA polymerase II-specific
Source: RefSeq, a predicted model, not a curated record